Molecule: messenger RNA, 3727 nt
Organism: Tricharina praecox
Lineage: Eukaryota; Fungi; Ascomycota; Pezizomycetes; Pezizales; Pyronemataceae
Product: P-loop containing nucleoside triphosphate hydrolase protein
Exons: 7
Coding region: 270-3545 (1091 amino acids)
Biological process (GO): cytosolic ribosome assembly
Cellular component (GO): cytosol; ribonucleoprotein complex
Molecular function (GO): ribosome binding; GTP binding; GTPase activity
Source: RefSeq, a predicted model, not a curated record
UGAGUCGCGCGCUGGUUGGGGCCAUAACUAGAGAAAACCCAUCCCCGCAAUCGAAAGAAUCACCAAUUCAAUUCACUUAUCUAACUUGUUCUUCGCUUUCCCCUCACCAGUGUUUCAACACCACCACAACCGCGCAAACCAACAGGACACUCUCCACAGUCUGAAUUGUAUCGAACGCUCUUUCACUCACUCACACACUGUAUCACUUGCACCCGCCGUUGCAUAACCUAUAGCCCCGAGUCGAUUGCCGUAUCAGAAGCACGUCCGAUAUGCCGCCCAUCACCCCGGCCCAGGUUGUGGCCCUGCAGAAGAACAGCGCAAACAUCCGAAACAUUUGUAUUUUGGCACACGUUGACCACGGAAAAACAUCACUGAGCGACUGCCUCCUCUCGACGAAUGGCAUCGUGUCCGCGAAGCUCGCGGGGCGAGUGCGGUACCUAGACUCACGGCCGGACGAGCAGCUGCGGGGAAUCACGAUGGAGUCGUCCGCGAUCUCGCUGUACUUCCGGAUGCUGCGGCGCCUGCCGCCGGCAGACGGCGCAGAAGUCGAGCCGCAGGCGGAGGAGUAUCUGGUGAACCUGAUCGAUUCGCCGGGACACAUCGACUUCUCGUCGGAGGUGUCGACUGCAUCACGACUGUGCGAUGGUGCGGUCGUGCUGGUGGAUGCGGUCGAGGGCGUGUGCUCGCAAACGGUCACCGUGCUGCGACAGGCUUGGAUCGAACAUAUCAAGCCCAUCUUGGUCAUCAACAAGAUUGAUCGCCUGAUCACGGAGCUCCAGCUCAGCCCCGAGGAGGCGUUCGAUCGCAUGUCGAAGACGGUGGAACAGGUCAAUGCGGUCAUGGGCAGCUUCUUUGCUGGCGAGCGCAUGGAGGAGGACCUUAGGUGGCGCGAGGUGCUGGAAGCAAGGCUGGCCGCCGCAAAGGAACAGUCGGAUAAGGGACUCCCGGAGAAUCCUGAGACCUCCGAUGAUAACACGCCAGCUGAGUUCGAGGAGAAGGACGACGAGGAAAUCUACUUUGCGCCGGAAAAGCACAACGUCAUCUUUGCCAGCGCCAUCGAUGGAUGGGCCUUCACGAUCCGUCAGUUCGCUAACAUUUACGAAAAGAAGCUGGGCAUCAAGAAGUCGGUGCUGGAGAAGGUCCUGUGGGGCAAAUAUUACCUGGAUCCCAAGACGAAGCGUGUUCUCCAGGAGAAGCAUCUGAAGGGGCGGAAAUUGAAGCCCAUGUUUGUCUCGUUAGUGCUGGAAACCAUCUGGGCUGUCUAUCAGUCCGCCGGAACCGUGCCGCAGCAAGGCGGCCAGGACCUACAAAAGGUGGAGAAGAUCAUCAAAUCCCUGAACCUCCGGGUGCUUCCCCGUGAGAUGCGGACCAAGGACGAGCGGCAACUGCUGCAGACGGUCAUGAUGCAGUGGCUGCCACUAUCCACCGCGCUGCUGGUGUCCGUGGUCGAGCAGAUUCCGGCGCCCCCACAAGCCCAGAAGGAGAGGAUGCCGCACGUCCUUGCGUCCGCGCCCGGAAGCGAGGCCGUGUCCGAGGAGGUCAAGAACGCAAUCUUCAACUUCGAUGUGAGUCCGGACGCUCCGGUCGUUGCCUAUGUCAGCAAAAUGGUGUCGGUUCCUGCGAACGAACUGAAGAAGAUCCGGCGCGUGACGCUCUCGGCGGCGGAGAUGAGGGAACUCGGUCGUAGGAAAACUAUUGAGCUGGCGAGGCAACUUGCUGCCCAGGGGAGGGCUAGUGAUGCUGCUGCUGCUGCGGCUGCGGCUGCUGAUGCAGUGCGGGAAGAGUAUGGGAGCGACGUUGUGGACGUUGUUGAGGACGUUGUUGAGGAUGAUGGAGGACCGGCAGAAAAGGAGAAGCCGCAAGAGGAGGAAGACGAGCGGGAGCAGCUGAUCGGAUUCGCCCGUGUCUACUCCGGAACCGUCAAGAUCGGACAGGAACUCUAUGUCCUCGGACCGAAGUACAAUCCCAUGUUCCCCAACCAGCACAUUCAGAAGGUCAAGGUUGCGGAUUUGUACUACAUGAUGGGCAAGGAUUUGGAAGCCCUCGACGAAGUGCCCGCCGGAAACGUGUUUGGUAUCGCGGGACUGGAGGGCAAGAUCCUCAAGAGUGGAACUCUGAUCAGCGUUGAGAACGGCGGUCUCAAUCUUGCGGGUGUCAACCUCGGUGCUGCACCCAUCGUCAGAGUUGCUCUUGAGCCCAGGAAUCCCAGUGAGAUGGGCAAGUUGAUUGAGGGCUUGAAGUUGCUGGAGCAGGCAGAUCCUUGUGCCGAGUACAUGGUGCAGGACAACGGAGAGCAUGUCAUCUUGACAGCCGGCGAGCUGCACCUGGAGCGAUGCUUAAAAGAUCUCAAGGAACGGUUCGCAAAGAUCGAUAUCCAGUCCUCGUCUCCUAUCGUACCUUUCCGUGAGACUAUCGUGGUCGCUUCCGAGAUGGCUCCUCCGAAAGACCCGAACCUUCCCCGCGGCACCGUCAAUGCCGUCACUCCAUCAAAGCAGAUCACGGUCCGCGUGCGGACGAGACCCCUACCCCCCGCCGUAACGAAGUUUCUGCUCGACAACAACGCAUCCAUCACACUGCUGUACGCGGUGAAACGGGGAAAGGAAGAGCGGGCGGGCGAAGAGGACGAGGCGGCUGCCGGGCAAUCGAAGGAGGGUGAAAACAGCGCACAGGCGAAGCUGAAGCUGUUGGGCGUCGAGGAGAUCAGACAGGGCUUGCAGAAGGCGUUUGAUAGUGCGCCGUCGAAGGAGAGGGACACUUGGGCCGGCGUCUUGGAUAGAAUUAUCGCGUUCGGGCCGCGGAGGAUCGGUCCGAAUGUUCUGAUCGAUGCAACGCUGGAGCGUGGGUUCCGUAAACUGCUGUCGGACAAUCCGGUUGUGGAUAACGAACGCUCGGAGGCGCUUUCCGCGCGGGAUUUCGAAGACAAGAUCUCGCAUGCCUUCCAGCUCGCAACCUACCAGGGACCGCUCUGCAACGAGCAAGUCCAGGGUAUCGCCGUCUUUGUCGAGGAAACCGUUAUCGUUGCCUCGAAGGAGGAGGAUCUGCAGGUUGCGAGAACCGAGAACUUCCAGGUCAUCAGCGCCGUCCAGGCAGCCAUCCGUCAGGGCUUCCUCGAUUGGUCGCCCCGGUUGAUGCUGGCUAUGUACUCCUGCGAUGUCCAAACCUCCAUGGAAGCACUAGGCCGAGUGCACGACACGAUCGCGAUGCGCGGCGGACGCACGACGGCCGAAGACCAAGAAGAGGGCACGCCGUUCUGGACGAUCCGGGCGUUGAUCCCAGUCGCAGAGUCUUUCGGCUUCGCCAACGAGAUCCGCAAGAACACACAUGGCGAAGCCUCGCCACAGCUGAUCUUUAGCGGCUUCGAGAUCCUCGAUAUGGACCCGUUCUGGACGCCGUUCACUGAAGAACAGCUUGAGGAUCUGGGAGAUGUCGCUGAUAAGGAGAAUGUCGCGAAGCGCUAUAUGGAUACUAUUAGGAAGCGCAAGGGCCUGUUUGUCCAGAAGCGCCUGGUUGUUGGCGCUAAUAAGCAGAAGAAUUUGAAGCGGUAGAUGGUAGGAAGGAAGGUGGGUGAUGUGGUAGCUGUGGAAUUUAAUACCUACCAGUCGGCCGAGUGUCUUGAGAAUCUAUGUGCCACAGUGUAAACGUGUCGAGCGAUGUUCAUAGGCCCUGCUCUGUAUCUCGAACUACGCCCAUCCCGUCUGUAGCAUUAUGUACUAAACGGUGGCUCGAC